CCGCCCUUUUUUACCCAGUAAAUUCAACUUAUCAAAACCUUUGUUUAUUUUUUUGUAUAAGCCCAGCGUUCACGCAACUAGCUGUUAACUUCAUCGGAAUUAUGGUUGCAUGUUGUCAGACAGAAGCGAUAAAAUUGAUGCUCGUGAAGUUCAACGUCUUGAUAAACGAUCCAACGACAUCGGAGGAGAUUCUAACGGAAGAGUUGAACGAAAUUAUUCGACUACAUUCGCUUGUUAAAGAUUAUCUAGCCAAAUUUCAAGACAAGUUCGGCUAUUUGGCUCUUUUCGUGUUCAUCACCGUAGCAAUUACUGUUGGCAUGUGCUUGAAUGUUGUUGCCAACCAUUUGAUAUCGUCCACUACAUUUUUGAUGUUGAGUGUUGCGUUAACUAGUUUCCUGUAUUGCUCCAUUGGAACGUAUCUACUUGUGGUCAAUGAUGGCCUGGUCAUCACAAUUUACGAUAUAGAUUGGUACAUGCUGUCAGUUCCAAAUCAGAGAAAAAUUUUAUUCCUACUGGCCAAUGCACAGCUGGAUCCAAGCCUACAUGCAUAUUUUUUCACUUUGGGUUUAUCUACAUUUGUUCAGAUAAUGAAAGCAUCCUUUUCAUAUUAUUCCCUACUAAAUUAAAUUUGUAGAAAGGCAAAAAUUAGCUCCAUUUAUUUACCAUGAAGUG
This is a messenger RNA of Uranotaenia lowii, 672 nucleotides long. RefSeq names its product odorant receptor 22c-like. Gene Ontology annotation, cellular component: plasma membrane. NCBI's taxonomy places the organism in Eukaryota, Metazoa, Arthropoda, Insecta, Diptera, Culicidae. The transcript has 2 exons. Gene Ontology annotation, molecular function: olfactory receptor activity; odorant binding. The record is from RefSeq and is a predicted model, not a curated record. Bases 102 to 626 code for a protein of 174 amino acids. Gene Ontology annotation, biological process: detection of chemical stimulus involved in sensory perception of smell; sensory perception of smell.